This is a messenger RNA of Scomber japonicus (chub mackerel), 390 nucleotides long. It is a transcript of the gene map1lc3c, whose product is annotated as microtubule-associated protein 1 light chain 3 gamma. NCBI's taxonomy places the organism in Eukaryota, Metazoa, Chordata, Actinopteri, Scombriformes, Scombridae. Gene Ontology annotation, molecular function: ubiquitin protein ligase binding. The record is from RefSeq and is a predicted model, not a curated record. Gene Ontology annotation, cellular component: autophagosome membrane; cytosol; autophagosome. Gene Ontology annotation, biological process: macroautophagy; cellular response to nitrogen starvation; autophagy of mitochondrion. The transcript is spliced from 4 exons. Bases 1 to 390 code for a protein of 129 amino acids.
AUGCCUCCGUUUGAUAAAGCUCAGCUGCAGAACAAACCUUUUAAACUGAGGAAGAGCUUCGCUACCAGGAAACAAGAAGUAGCAGGAAUCAGGUUGAAAUUCCCAAACAAAAUCCCGGUGAUCAUUGAGCGCUAUGAGAGGGAGAAGUUUCUUCCUCCUCUGGAUAAAACCAAGUUCCUGGUUCCACAUGAGCUCACUAUGACUCAGUUUGUCACCAUCAUCAGGAACCGCAUGGCUCUGCUUCCCACUCAGGCCUUCUACCUGCUCAUUAAUAACAGCGGCAUGGCCAGCAUGUCUCUCACCAUGGCUCAGGUCUACAAAGAUCACCAGGACGACGACGGCUUCCUGUACAUGACCUACGCCUCGCAGGAGAUCUUCGGACACGUUUGA